AUGGCCGUCACCUAUGGCUUUCAUGCCAGUGAGCGACAAUAUCUUCACCGCAUCAAGAAAUGGCACCUGAAUAAGAAAAUCAAGCAAGACGAUAUGCUCAUCAUGCAUCGCAAAGUGCUACAACGAAGCAAAGAAGGCAAGGAGACUACCGUGCUGCUGUACGACCACGAAGUAGGCACCGAGCGGAUCAAGGCGUUUGUCAAGCGCAAUCGGGUGGCGACGACGCCGUCGCAGCUUCCUCAGUGGCCAACACCGGCGCACAUACUGGCGUACACUCCUUUCGGCCAAAUGAUACCUGAAACUGCCACCACGCAGGAAGAUUCCAAUACCUAUGAUGGAGUUGUGAUACCACCAAUUUUGACAAGCUGCAGACCUUCUAGCUUGAAACUUGCGCUUAUUGCAGACUAUAUGCGGUUUUGCCCACGUCUCGCGACGCUCGAAUCCUCGGACCGAUGGCUGUUUCAACAGCGUGCCAUCACAAUGCAACAAGUCUGGUGUAAGAGUAGUACAGCUCUUCAUGCUCAUGACACGAGACAAGAGUACUGGUCAUACUUCAGCGCCAUAGGUACCGCGAGCUUAGAGGCAGGUGCGUACGGAUCAGAAGUGAAUAGAACAGUUGGAGUCAAUGGAAUCAUCAACAUCCUCGACAGACGAAUGCCCGGCUUCAGGCAUGGCAUAGAUGUUGAUCGUAUCUGGGACCAGUGCUCAUCAGGAUGCACGGUGACGACGGACGGUAAAGCAUUUGAGGGUUCAGCGGAUUAUGUGCCUUCGGAGCUACUUAGUUGUCCUUCACACUUUGAGGGCAGGCAUUGUGAGAAGUCUCUCGUCCUGUCGGAAAGAGCGAAAAGGAUCCUUGCGGGACCGAACGCUUCGCUACUCACCAUACAUGCGAUCCACCCAGGAUCAGAUAUGAGAUACUUUUCCUUUGGGGAGUAUAUGAUGACCACGAGGCAUGUUGAGAAGACUCACGGUGAAGUGGGAACUCAGGGUCCUGCUGGCUCCCUUGGUACGCCUCAGACCGUGUUGUGUGGAGCCAUGGUGACACCACCCACAUCAGCAACAUAUGUACCAAGAGACUUUGAGGAUCGUGUGAUUGCUAUGAACAUGGCAGAUGAGCCUCUGAUCACGAGCUCGUCCACCAUCAGCGCUAGUCAUACAGAAACCGAGACCAUCGAUUGGGACUUCUUAGGGGCAGGCAUGGAUUGGCUGAGAGAUGUGGACAGAGUAGAUCUAGGCUUCAUGGACGACGUUACGGCUUACGGUCCUAGCAAAGUGCAUGGCUGA
This is a messenger RNA of Recurvomyces mirabilis, 1284 nucleotides long. RefSeq lists its product as uncharacterized. Lineage: Eukaryota; Fungi; Ascomycota; Dothideomycetes; Mycosphaerellales; Teratosphaeriaceae. The transcript is spliced from 3 exons. The coding region runs from base 1 to 1284 and encodes 427 amino acids. The record is from RefSeq and is a predicted model, not a curated record.